AUGUUCACACACUUUAAGAGGCUCCCACCAGAGAUUCGCGCCGCAAUCUGGAAGUUGGCCUUUGGUGGCGGCCACAUCGUCAGCCCGGAGGCAAUCAAACACACCCCACCAGCUGCCAGCUUGGCAAACAGGGAAUCUUGGGCAGAGUACACGAGACUGGAGUUUAUGGUGACCCUCGGCGGCGGGCGCGUCUACUUUGACCCAGAGACCGACAUUGUUGUCUAUUCGCGACUCACAGAUUGCCCCCCUGAGCAAGGCGACCCUCGACUGCAGAAUGACAUCCACCGAAAGUACCGCAGAUACGUCGCAACAAACGGGCGAAUGCAACCCCCUCUCCUGCCCCAGCCCAUCGCGAACCCACACCCGGGACUCAGGACUGCCAUGAUCAUCACAGGGAUAUCGCAUUCCAAAGACCACACUCGGAUGACAUGGGAACCUUUUUCGCGCGACAGGAAGGAUUUGGUCGAGAGCCAUAAGCGAGACCCCAUCAUGAAGUUGCCUAAGAUGCUCAUCAAAGACUUUCCGAAUUUGGGGACUUUGUGGCGCGCGGGAAGCUGUCCGUGGAGCUGUAAAUAUCUCACCUAUGAUCAAUAUCUCACCUAUGACCGCUGCACGGGCGGGUGGCCCCCCAAGUUCUUGCAAUUCCGAUACUACAGCUCGUCGGAGCGCGUUAUGAUCAGGGACAUGCCGAAGCCUGCCAGACGCGAGUUCUGGAGGAUCCAGAGGCAAGCCACACGAAGCCGCAUCGAACAAUCGUCGGCUUACAGAGUCGUGGCGGCCAUCCACAUCAUCCGUGAGAGGGAUAUCGCACCUGCCGACAUGACGGACGGCUGGAGAACCGUGCGGACGUUCGAAGAGGAGACGGCGGGAGGUCGGGAUGAGCUGGAGUCCGACCUCCUGCCUGAUAGGCUUUGGUGGAUGAUCCUCGGGGGAGAGAUUGGUCGUUACAUUGGUUAG
Colletotrichum navitas is the source of this 957-nucleotide messenger RNA. RefSeq lists its product as uncharacterized. Bases 1 to 957 code for a protein of 318 amino acids. NCBI's taxonomy places the organism in Eukaryota, Fungi, Ascomycota, Sordariomycetes, Glomerellales, Glomerellaceae. The record is from RefSeq and is a predicted model, not a curated record. The transcript has a single exon.